Messenger RNA from Neogale vison (American mink), 1755 nucleotides. RefSeq names its product alpha 1,3-galactosyltransferase 2 (gene A3GALT2). Lineage: Eukaryota; Metazoa; Chordata; Mammalia; Carnivora; Mustelidae. The transcript has 5 exons. Gene Ontology annotation, biological process: carbohydrate metabolic process. The record is from RefSeq and is a predicted model, not a curated record. Gene Ontology annotation, molecular function: hexosyltransferase activity. The coding region runs from base 111 to 1133 and encodes 340 amino acids. Gene Ontology annotation, cellular component: Golgi apparatus; vesicle; membrane.
GACAGCUGGCUUGGAGCUGCUUUGUCCCAGUCACCAGGAACUGGUCAUUUCUACCCUGACUCCGAGCUCGAGGGUUCUUCUUGGCCAGCUGUCUUCCCAGCUUCUCGAACAUGGCUCUCAGGGAGAGACUCAGGACCUGGAAGAGAAUCUUCUGUUGGCUGAUCCUCCUUGCGCUGGGCCUCCUAGGGCUGCUCCAGUAUGGGCUCCCCAUAGUCAGGCAUCUGGAAGCCCUCAUCCCCAUGGGCGUCUGCCCUUCUGCCAGAAUGGCCCUGCUGAGAGACAACUUCACGGGUCUCCUGAAUCCCUGGGCCCGGCCUGAUGUUCUGACCUGUACCUCCUGGGGGGCCCCCAUUAUUUGGGAUGGCACCUUCGACCCAGCUGCAGCCCAGCAAAAGGCUCUACAGCAGAACCUCACCAUUGGUCUGACUGUCUUUGCUGUAGGCAGGUACCUGGAGAAGUACCUGGCGCGCUUCCUGGAGACAGCUGAGCGGCACUUCAUGUUGGGCCAGCCCGUGGUGUACUACGUGUUCACCGAGCGCCCGGCCGCCGUGCCCCGCGUGGCUCUGGCGCCUGGCCGCCGGCUGCGCGUGGAGCGCGUGGCCCGCGAGCGGCGCUGGCAGGACGUGUCCAUGCAGCGUAUGCACACGCUGCACGAAGCGCUGGGCGGGCUGCUGGGCCGCGAGGCGCACUUCGUGCUCUGCAUGGACGUGGACCAGCACUUCCGCGGCGACUUCGGGCCCGAAGUGCUGGCCGAGUCGGUGGCGCAGCUGCACGCCUGGCACUACCACUGGCCGCGGCGGCUGCUGCCCUACGAACGCGACGCGCGCUCCGCCGCCGCGCUGGCUCCAGGCGACGGCGACUUCUACUACCACGCGGCGGUGUUCGGGGGCAGCGUGGCGGCGCUGCGCGGCCUGACGGCGCACUGCGCGCGGGGCCUGCAGCGGGACCGCGAGCGCGGCCUGGAGGCGCGCUGGCACGACGAGAGCCACCUCAACAAGUUCUUCUGGCUGCACAAGCCCGCCAAGGUGCUGUCGCCCGAGUUCUGCUGGAGCCCCGAGAUCGGCCGCCGGGCCGAGAUCCGCCAGCCGCGCCUACUCUGGGCGCCCAAGGAGUACGCCGCGCUGCGCGACUAGGCCCCGGCCCCGCCGGGCCAGGAUGGGAGCCCCGAAGCCGUGCGGGCGCCCCGCAGGGCGGCGAGAGCUUGGACGCAAACAGCCCUGACCGUUUCGGCCAGGGGCCCGGCCGUGGGAUCGUGGCGGUGGGAGGAGGACCGUGGCCUUUGGGUAGUUUCUCGCUGGGAGGGAAAGAUCCCCUUUCCCCCACUUUCUACAGGGACCGACGACGCCAGCGGCCGCGAAGCACCACGACGGGGCAGUAGCGCGUUGGCCAGGCUGCCUCUACACCGUUCACCUCUGACCUUCCUGGAUUCGACUGAUGCCUCCAGGAGAGCUCUUUUAGCCCGUCACCCACCGCCAUCCCCAACCCCCUUUUUGAUAAGGAGACUGAGACACGAAAAGGGAACAUAGCUGCCUGAGGACACAGAGAAUCUGUGAGUCAGUCUGGGCAGCAGCUGCACAGCCAGCUUUGGCUCUCGCUCUGAAAAGACAAUAGCUUCUGGGCCAAAAGGAGAAAGCUUCCGCUGCAGGAGAAACGUGGUGGCAUCUGAGUUCUUGGCUUUGCCCUUCCACCUCCCCUGCCCUCAAACACAGUUUGUACAUAUUUAAGUAAUAUUGUAAUAAAAUUAUUCCAAGUGUC